CAUGGCGGCGGCGGCUGUGGGGGCAGCGGACUCCUUCGCCCGCGGCGGCCCAGCGGCUGUACGGCUGCCGCGGUCGCCGCCGCUCAAGGUGCUGGCCGAGCAGCUGCGGCGCGACGCGGAGGGCGGCCCGGGCGCGUGGCGGCUGUCGCGGGCGGCGGCGGGCCGCGAGCCGCUGGAGCUGGUGACCGUGUGGAUGCAGGGCUCGGUGCUGGCGGCGGGCGGCGGCGAGGCGCGGCUGCGGGACCCGAGCGGGGCCUUCGUGGUGCGCGGCCUAGAGCGGGUCCCGCGCGGGCGGCCCUGCCUGGCCCCAGGAAAGUAUGUGAUGGUGAUGGGAGUGGUCCAGGCGUGCAGCCCUGAGCCCUGCCUUCAGGCCGUGAAGAUGACCGAUCUUUCCGACAACCCCAUCCACGAAAGCAUGUGGGAACUGGAAGUGGAGGAUUUACACAGGAAUAUUCCUUAGAUGACAUUGGAACCAGUGCUAAAAACAGCAGAAAUCCUGAAACAAUUUAGGUUCCGACACCAUGUGGAUUUCACGGGUACCGUCCUAUGUCUAUUUCUUAAAAGUUUCUCAAAGAGCUUAGCUUUGGUUGACCAAGGACUCCGGAGGUGGGAUUUCUAAACGCUGGGACACUCCACUUAACUCAGCCCUCGUGUUCCUUGCUUUGACGACUGUUUGCAGAUGAAAAGCAGAUGUGUGCUCUGUUCUUGUUUUUUUGCUUUUGUUCCCUUUUGGUUUGCGUGUGCUAAUUCCCUUUAAAGCCUGCAGAAAUCUCAUGUUACAUUUUCCACAUUUUACGAGUGCUGAUAACUUUUUCUGUUGCUGCUGUGACCCUGUUUUUGCGAUGCAGAAUCUGAACGUCACUCCUUGCCGGUGGUGAUUUAAUUGUGGUUGUGGGCAGGGAAGCAGACUUCCGGAAAUGGGAAUGACCUCGUGGGCCCACCUCUUCUCCCAUCGACAACUUCCAUAUCCAGUUUGCAAGUCAGACAGCGUUUUCCUGCUGUGGACACCAGCAGCCUCUCAGAGACAGUAGACGGUUCUUGUCUCUGAACCAUGUAAGGUACAUUCCUUGGAGAUAUGGAUGGUAACACCUGUCAUUCUUCCUCACUUGGAGAUGUUGAAACACUCGGAAAGUUUCUUGUUGAAACUAAAAUCAAGGUUGAGAAUGACUUUUAGGCAUUAACUAAACUUCUGCAUCAUAACUUUUAGUGAGACACCGUAAGGGAGCGACCUUCUGGUGUGGAAGCUUCCCCCGCCCCCCCCCAUUCUCAGUUUUAUUGAGAUAUAAUUGACAUACAGCACUGUAGAAGUGUAAGGUGCACAGCAUGAUGAUUUUAGAGUUCUUACGUUUUCUGGAUGGAAUGACUUUCUCACGAUCAAAUUCAGUGUGGGUUUCUGCUCUCUGCUACUUACCAUGCCUUAUUUUUCCUGAGAUUGUAAAUAUCAAGGGAGUCAGAUGAUAUUCCCACGUUGCUGUAGAGUUUUGUUGGACUAUGGAUCAUCUACCACUAAUAAAUUAUAUUCUGUAUCUUUUAAAAAAUGGA
Messenger RNA from Prionailurus viverrinus (fishing cat), 1542 nucleotides. RefSeq names its product RecQ mediated genome instability 2 (gene RMI2). Gene Ontology annotation, cellular component: nuclear speck; cytosol. The transcript has 2 exons. Bases 2 to 460 code for a protein of 152 amino acids. NCBI's taxonomy places the organism in Eukaryota, Metazoa, Chordata, Mammalia, Carnivora, Felidae. Gene Ontology annotation, biological process: regulation of sister chromatid segregation; maintenance of rDNA; negative regulation of double-strand break repair via homologous recombination. The record is from RefSeq and is a predicted model, not a curated record.